AUGUUUCCACCUCCAACCACGUGGAAUGCCGUGCAACUAGCAGUCAGGGCAGCCGAUGAUCCUCAGGCGCAGAAUAUGGAUAUCGAUAAUUACAUCGAGCCACCUCAAGUGCUCUUUCCACAGGACGGCCGCCCUGGCCCCGCUCAGCUGAAUGAUGCUGCAGCGGCUGCCGCAGUCAUGGUGAACACAGCCUUUACCCGAGAAGGACAUAUCUUUACUGAGGGUGAAUUCGUCAGCCAUGGUUUCUUCGAGCUAUUCCACUUUGCAGCCUUGAGCGAACCGCCUGUACUUCCAUCCUGGAGAUAUGAAAUGCGCCGUGUCCCUCACGACAUCCUCCCCUUCCUGUCACUGGGCCCUUUGGGUUGUCUCAGAGAUCAUCAGCUACUGCAAAACGAAGGGUUCACCCUCCUACUCGGAAUCCGAAGUCACCAAGCUGCCAGGGCAGGCCUACUUUCUGGGGACAAGGCCGCCAGACAACUUGGUAUCUCCGCUGACACCGUUGACUUUCUCGACAAUCAGGAGAUGAUCUCCCUUCUUCCUCGAGCCAUCCGACGUAUCAAUGACCAUCUCGCAGGACUUGAUGACAAUGGACCUGACUUCUCAGAUCCAUCAAGCUCCCGCUGGGCCGACGUACCAAAGAAGGUUCUCGUGUUCUGUGAGACGGGAAACGAUCGCUCGGCCAUAGUCAUCAUUGCUUACUUGAUGGUCAUGCUCAACCUGACUGCCGCCGUCGCUACCGAUACAGUUCAACAAACCCGACCCUCUUUGUACCUGUCAGAAGAACAUAAAAGUCUUCUUCGUGCGUUUGAGUCCAUCUUGGCCGCAAAACGGGAUGUUGAGAGAGAAAGUCGGGCAGAUCGGCAGGUUGUUCAAAGAUCAGCCGGAGAUCUUGGCACGACAGGUGAUCCGUCCACACUUCUCUCCCACAAGCGCACGUUUUCGGAGCAUCAAGGCUCUGAACCCGAUCUCCAGCAACAUCAAACCCGGAUGAUGAGUGAGCCCGAUGGUCCCAUUGAUAGACGGCCACCACCACCAUCUCAGAGUCAGUUUGACUAA
Messenger RNA from Penicillium diatomitis, 1056 nucleotides. RefSeq names its product dual specificity protein phosphatase family protein. The coding region runs from base 1 to 1056 and encodes 351 amino acids. NCBI's taxonomy places the organism in Eukaryota, Fungi, Ascomycota, Eurotiomycetes, Eurotiales, Aspergillaceae. Gene Ontology annotation, cellular component: cytoplasm; nucleoplasm. The record is from RefSeq and is a predicted model, not a curated record. Gene Ontology annotation, biological process: protein dephosphorylation; negative regulation of SCF-dependent proteasomal ubiquitin-dependent catabolic process; regulation of ERK1 and ERK2 cascade. The transcript has a single exon. Gene Ontology annotation, molecular function: protein tyrosine/serine/threonine phosphatase activity; F-box domain binding.